CACCAGACCCUCAGCUGAGCCUGCUGCCCAGAGCCCCAUGAAGCUGAUAGCCCUGCAGCUGCUGCUUUGGCACAGUGCACUCUGGACGGUGCAAGACGCCAGCCCCCUGGGCCCGGCCAGUAACCUGCCCCAGAGCUUCCUGCUCAAGUGCUUAGAGCAAGUGAGGAAGAUCCAGGCUGACGAUGUGAUGCUGCAGGAGAGGCUGUGUGCCACCCACAAGCUGUGCCACCCUGAGGAGCUGGUGCUACUCGGGCACUCUCUGGGCAUCACGCAGGCUCCCCUGAGCAGCUGCUCCAGCCAGGCUCUGCAGCUGGCGGGCUGCCUGAGACAACUCCACGAUGGGCUCUCCCUGUACCAGGGCCUCCUGCAGGCCCUGGCAGGGAUCUCCCCGGACCUAGCGUCCACCCUGGACAUGCUGCAGCUGGACAUCACCGACCUCGCCACCAACAUCUGGCAGCAGAUGGAAGACCUGGGGACGGCCCCUGCCAGGCAGGCCACCCAGGGCACCAUGCCAAUCUUCACCUCGGCCUUCCAGCGCCGGGCAGGAGGUGUCCUGGUUGCCUCCAACUUACAGAGCUUCCUGGAGCUGGCGUACCGUGUUCUGCGCUACCUUGCCGAACCCUAAGCAAAACCCUCCCUAUUGCAUGUAUUUAUCUGUAUUUAAUAUUUAUGCUUAUUUAAGCCUAUUAUUUAAAGACAGGGAAGAGUGGAAAGGAGCCCCAGACUCCUGGGUCCUUCCAUCCACCUCCAAGUUUCAUUCUCCUGCCUGUAGCAAGGAGAAAAGCUCCUGUCUUCCUGUCCCCUGGACUGGGAGGUAGAUAGGUAAAUACCAAGUAUUAAUUCCUGUAACUGGUGGGCACUGGGAAGAGAUGCAGUGAACCCCCGACCCUGAGGGUACCCAGCUUGGGGCCCUUGGAAGCAUCAGGAAGUCUCCUAAGUGGGAGACAAUACAGCCCUGUUUAAUAUUUAAACAACAGUGUUCCCCGGCUGGGUCUUCGUAUCUCUCCUUCGCUCUGGCGUCAGCUUGGUGCACACGUGCCAGGUUGGCCAGGCCCUGCUUCCCCUACAUCCCCUCCCCACGGGCAUGAAGCCAGCGGGGGCAGCCAGAGCUGGGAGGCUUGACCCUGGGGUCCCACAAAUUUGUUGGGGAAUCUAGUUUUUCGUUGUAAGAUUUUUUUCGGGUGUUUUGACACCCAUGGGGAGCCCAGGCAUCACUGACAUCUCGUUUUACUGGAUGCCCUAUAGAGACACCCACAGGCUGGUGACGCCUGCCCCCCCCCGCCCCCCUCCGGAGUCAGGACUCUGACUCCUUUUAGGGCUGGGCAGAUUGGGCAGAUGGUCAUGUAUCUGCCUUGCUUAACGGGGAAUGUGGGCAGGAAAAGAUCCUGGGAGAUUAUGUGACGGAGUGUGAGAGGGAAGCUCAACUGUUCACUCUCCACCUU
This is a messenger RNA of Rhinolophus ferrumequinum (greater horseshoe bat), 1442 nucleotides long. RefSeq names its product colony stimulating factor 3 (gene CSF3). The record is from RefSeq and is a predicted model, not a curated record. The coding region runs from base 38 to 625 and encodes 195 amino acids. The transcript has 5 exons. Gene Ontology annotation, biological process: positive regulation of myeloid cell differentiation; immune response; positive regulation of cell population proliferation. Lineage: Eukaryota; Metazoa; Chordata; Mammalia; Chiroptera; Rhinolophidae. Gene Ontology annotation, molecular function: growth factor activity; cytokine activity. Gene Ontology annotation, cellular component: extracellular region.